ACUAUGCUCUCCAAAGAGCAACUCUUCUCAAAAUCUCAACAAGUUUAGUUCAGACAUAGCUGCCUUCUUUUUGGGAGUGAAGCAAUGUCAAACCAAAAUACCCAAUAAGCAUAAGCAUUAGCAAGGGUUUCAAUGCGGACUUUGAUGGGGAUCAAAUGGCUGUUCAUCUAUCUUUAUCCUUGGAAGCUCAGGCGGAAGCCUGUUUACUUGUGUUUUCUCAUAUGAAUCUCUUGUCUCCCGCUCGUCUUCUUUCCUUGCUCUUUUCUAUCGGUAGAGUCCUUCCGCACCAAUACCACUGUUUGCAGUAUUCACCUAGGAUUCCAUCUCUUCACUGUCCGUAGGUUGUUGCCUUUUGCUUCCCCAUCUCUUCUAAGAGAAAAAGACCCAACUCAAGCUUCAAUCAGACAAUCACCGUGAUUCUCGAUCAUCGCCUCCACCUCUCCUUGCUUGUCAUAGCGCACGGUGCUCACUGAGAAGUGAGCAAGCACCAUCCCCAACAAAGACUGCCCAUGGCCCUGGCCGGGUCGCUACUUCUUCCCUGGGUGGAAGGUUUAGUCGGCAAGGCGGCCGACGUGCUCGUCCAGAGGGUCACCGGCAUGUGGGGCAUCGAAAGCUAUCGCCGCAAGCUGGAGGACCAACUGGUGUACAUGCUGUCCCUUCUAGCCGUCGCCGAGGAGAAGGCCGAGGCCAAGAUGGAGGCCGGCCGUGCUGUCAAGGCGUGGAUGAAGAAGCUCAAGACUGCCGCGUACGAGGCUGACGACGUCCUCGAUGCCUUCCAAUACGAGGCUCUGCGCCACGAGGUUCAGGCUAGCGAGUCCGCAUCACGAAAGGUACUCUACUUCUCUAAACAUUAUAUGUUCCUCGCACUUGGGCUUUAUCGUAAUAAUUUGCUUUUUUCUUCGGACAGAAUUUGUUCAAUGUUGAGCUAAUUUGGGGCAAAGUGUGAAACCUGCUCCAAGACUGGUUCAGCCUAUGUUCAAGAGUGCUGUGCGCAUGUGGUGGAAGAAGUGAAACACAUCUGCUCAACUGUAGCAGUUGAGCAGGAGACUGCUCAGAUAAUUGCUGAAGAAGUGCAGAGCUCCAAUCUGUGGCAGAAGAUGAAAUGGUAGAAGACUGAAGCUGAAGUAAGACACAAAGAAGAGGACCGAAGGAAAACAGAGUGCAUCAUUUUUGAGCUUUUGUUGUUCUUUUUUUUUGAUACGUGUCCCAUACGGUAGCUGUAUGCAUGCUGAUUGCUGAGGGUGACGUAGCUGAACCCAAACUCGCCGUGGAUGAGCUGCUCUGAAAACUCAGUUUGGUAACACUGGGACAUUGCGAUGGCUCCGGCUCAGCUCGUUGUCAAAAGUAGGAAAUACUCUCAUUGUUUGCAUGGUUGUACAUAUAUCGGAAGCAACGAAAAUCAUGUUCUGACCA
Messenger RNA from Panicum virgatum (switchgrass), 1413 nucleotides. RefSeq lists its product as uncharacterized. The coding region runs from base 510 to 929 and encodes 139 amino acids. The record is from RefSeq and is a predicted model, not a curated record. Lineage: Eukaryota; Viridiplantae; Streptophyta; Magnoliopsida; Poales; Poaceae. The transcript is spliced from 2 exons.